Aspergillus homomorphus CBS 101889 is the source of this 666-nucleotide messenger RNA. RefSeq lists its product as uncharacterized. The record is from RefSeq and is a predicted model, not a curated record. NCBI's taxonomy places the organism in Eukaryota, Fungi, Ascomycota, Eurotiomycetes, Eurotiales, Aspergillaceae. The transcript is spliced from 2 exons. Bases 1 to 666 code for a protein of 221 amino acids.
AUGCCUGAUCAUUCCCUACGUUCGUCAUCCUGGAAUCGAAGCCAACUUGAAAGCAAAAGACUUGGGACCGGCCCGAACCCCGAGCUAGCAAGCGAUCUCUACCUAUAUUUGACCCAAAAAGAAGAAUUCACGUCGUCCGCCAAGCGGCAGGCACUCGUCCGCAGAAUUCGAGAAGCAUUGAUCAAAUGUGUCUCGAUUGUGGGAUGCUGCAAGCCGAUUGAGUGUAUCAUUGCGAUCAGCCAGGUGGAGCAGGAGCCGGAUAAAGAUUACACCAUGACCCGCGAGAAGUGGCAAUGCGACGCACAGAACCACGAGAAUGCCACAAGAUGGUUCCGCUCGGUCUACGGUCGCGACGAAAGGUCCACGUUAAGCCUCUUCGAUGCGCACAAAGACUUCCAAUGGCUUUCCACCGAGAUCACCUACGGCCUGUAUCUCUCGGACCGGACCGUCCUGAAUGACGUCGAAACCGAGAUUGUCGUGCCGGCGAGCAUCAUGAUUCAGAAUUUGAAAAUCGAACCCCAUUGGCAUAGUCGGGGUGCCAGACGGGUUGGCAUCUCAAAACAUGAUACAGAGGUGUUUUGGAGCUGUAUCCAGGAGGUCGCCCGGUAUUUCCGGCUGGAUCUACCCCGAGUGCCCACUGUUGCCGAAGUCGAGCCUGACGUCUAA